Closterium sp. NIES-67 is the source of this 2188-nucleotide messenger RNA. Lineage: Eukaryota; Viridiplantae; Streptophyta; Zygnematophyceae; Desmidiales; Closteriaceae. The record is from the annotation of a GenBank genome assembly.
GCUGACUGGUUGUACCCAGCGCACUUCUCGUCUCUUGGGCCAAUGGCGUCCGCGUUCGCUCUCCCAUGCCAUGUGUCGCCCUCGCGAUCCCCGCCAGCAGUGCUGUCGCAGGGUCCAGCAGCAAUGCCGUCUUCUCCCUUCGCCGCCGCCUGUAAGCGAGUGGACCACCCCGUGCUAUCCGGGUUGCUCUCUGUCUCCGUCCCACUCCGCCUCGCCUCACCGCACCGUCUGUUACCAAACCGUCCCCUCGACGUGGAGCCCGUUGAAUUCGUGUCGCACCGCGCGACCGUCCUCGCCACCAAUGUCAGCAGCGCGACUGAGUUCCGGAGCGGCCCGUGCGGCAGCGGCAGCGCCCUUUUACAACGCGCCCCCCUAUCGCACGCCGGGGAAACCGUUUUCCUCCACGGCGCAUUCGCGCACUGCAUGCUGCGCGCGCCGGCGCAUUUGCAUGCACAUCCGCGGAAUCGUUCGGGGGUGCUUGUCGCUGCGCGACAGAGGCACGCGUCGCGCUUAGCGUCCUCGUCGGCAGGUCCGCGCCUGCCAUGUGGCGGUCCGCAUCCCCCCCAACUCGCGCAUCAUUCCCGCUCCGCGCGGAGACGAGCACCCAUCGCGCAGGGGAAGGACACGGAGGGCGCGGGGGAAGCCGUAGCAGCGGAAGACGAAAAGGCUGCGCCGUGGCAGCAAGGCGACUCCGAAACGCCGGCACCGCCGCCGCCGCCGCUGCCGCCUUCGGCGCAACAGCAAUUUCAGAUGGAGGCGGGGGGGCAGGCGGAAGGGGCGGCAGCUGCGGCGGUAGCGGGGGAAGCGGAGGGGGCGCGCGGAGUGUUUUCAGUGGAGAGCGGGAAGUGGCGCGUGCGCAUGGCCGCGCGCGAGGAGAUGAAGGCGGUGGCGGACCUCCAGGCGGAAGUGUUCCACGACCCGCCGCCCGCCCCGCUGUCGGCGCUGAACGCGUUCUUCCUAGAAAUGUUCAAGGCGGAGUUGUUCGACAAUCUCCUGCACAAGCUCAAAUACUCGCCGCCUGACAGGCACUGCAUUCUCGCGGCACAGCAUGUGAGCCAACCACUUCCGCCUCCCAACCCGAUCGAUGGAUCGCCUGCACGGGAAGCGCUAGGACGAAAACUACCAGCAUCACCGCCAGCAGCAGCAGCAGCAGCAGCAGCAGCAGCAUCGGCAGCGUGGCCAGCGGUGGUGGGCGUGGUGGACCUGACAGCGCUGGACGACCGCAGUGUGCUGAAGCACCUGUCGGGGGCGCGGGAGUACCUCUACCUUUCCGGCAUGGCCGUGCACCCAACCCUCAGGCGGGAGAGCAUAGCAUCGGUGCUGCUGGGGGCGGUGGAGCGGUUGUCGCUGCGGUGGGACUUUGAGUACAUUGUGCUGCACGUGCACGAGGACAACAUCGCCGCGCGCCGCCUCUACCAGAAGGCGGGCUACCUCGCUAUCGACUGCGACAGCCGCUGGACGUCCACGCUGCUGGGUAUGAGGCGCCGAGUGCUGCUCGCCAAGAGGACCAAUGGGUACCUGAGCCGCGCUGCUGCUGCUGCUGCCGCCGCUAAUGCUGCUGGUGCUCAAGAUCGUGCUGCUGGUGUUGCGGAAUCAAAUGGUUUUGGUUCUGCUGCUGCUGCUGCAGGCACGAGUUUGAGCUGUGAUGGUGCUGGGGGGGUGACGAUGCAUGGAGUUGCUGCCGCUGCCCCUGCCUCUGCUUCUGCAUGUGGGUGUGCUCCUGCUGUGCCUGGUGCGGUGUCACUGGAGCACCUCAACUGGCAACCUACAGCAGUGUGCUCGUGACUCUACAACGCUGCACGCAUGCUUGAGAUUAUGCUUGUGCAGUUACACCCAUGCCUUCCCUAAGUCGUCCCAUCCUAUCCCAUCGCAUCCCAUCCCAUCCCAUCCCAUCACAUGCCAUGCCAUCCCAUGCCCUGCCAACUUCUGCCCCAUCUCAACCUGGAGAGGGGUGAUGCAAAUGCUGUGUGCCGUUGUGUGUGUGCCUGCUUGCCAAAAUGAAGAAGAAAUCAGUAGCUAGUGUGUGCUUGCCAGAAGUACCCAUAUGUCUCGAUGCCCUCAUGCCAAGAGCAAGGGGUAGUUCUUGUCAACGUAUGUUGAUAUAAUGUUAUAGGCUAGACAGGUGCAUGCUCAUAGCGAGUACAGCACCAUAGCACAAAACCACCAUGUAUGCUUCAUUCUAGUCAUU